Molecule: messenger RNA, 1485 nt
Organism: Hymenoscyphus albidus
Lineage: Eukaryota; Fungi; Ascomycota; Leotiomycetes; Helotiales; Helotiaceae
Source: the annotation of a GenBank genome assembly
CUGGCUACCAGGACUGUAUCAUCGCCCAAGUUGAUUCAGUUGAUCGUCGCGAACGUUUAGAGCGUCUUUUGGUAAAACGCCACCGAUCAGAGCACGACCGACCAGAACCAGCCGGUCAGACCCAACCGAUCAGAACAACGAACAGACCCCCAACAGAAGUCCACCUUCGAGAACUUCAUCUUCAAGUACCUCGUCGUAAAUAAUUGGACUCGUAAGUGGAACUCCACCGUUUGGAACUCUUCCAUUCUAACUCCUCCAUCAAGAAACCCAUCGUCGUUCGGAAUUCUAUCAUCAUCCAAGUUGAUUCGAUCAAGCGGAACAAGUUAGUCAAUCCGUCAAACAAUCUUGCCUUUAAGCUAACAUAUGUAGGAUGUCUUCUCCAACUGAUAACUUCCAAGUCGGCAAUUCCGGUAAUAAUGAGAGCGGUGGUAGCAUUCCGUCACCUGAUUCUCAGCCUGAGUCCCAACCCGAGACCAAACCUAAAGUCAAGAGAGGUGUGAAGGGACCCAUCGACAUGACAAAAACCAAGAGUAAGUCGCUACAUUCGAUUGAAGAACUCUUAACUAACCAAACUUCAGGAACCUCCAAGUAUCGACGAGAAUAUGACCCUGUCAAACACGGCCCUAUCAUUGUGAAUGGUCAUGUGCCCGGAAAAACAACCGACGCUCACUUUGAACUAUUUCCGAUGCCGAUUGUCAACGAUAUAGAGUUGAAGCAGGGCAAGAAGCUAACUCUCAAUCAUAAGUACAGCUCCGCAUCUUGGCUUGUCAGUACCCGAGGAGCUGUCCAAGAGGUCCAAUGCGACCACUGUGAGGACGGCCCCUAUACAAAAUGUAUUGUGGUCCCCGGUGUCCUGAACAAUUCUUGUAGCAAUUGUUUAUACAAUGCACAGCUCACCAAAUGUAGCCACCGUACCGAUCGUAAAAGAUCCCAAAAUGAGUUGGAAGUUCGUGAUGGAGGAGGCCAAGACCAACAACCGACCGAGACUCUCAAUGCUCCUCGUAAGAAGCCAAGACGUUCUAUGUCGUUCGCGGAAAAGAAUGCCCCUAAACUCAUAACAUGUAAGUCUGAAGACCAAGCAUUCUCAACCCAUCGAGUUCAAUUCGUACUAACAGCUCACUUCAUAGUCACUAGAGAGGAGAUGGGAGCGAUGACUCGGGAAGUCUUUAAUAUGUCGCGUGAGCAACUCAUCCAGCAUCACCACACCAUGGACUUGAAAUCCUUCGUGGUCGCUCGAUAUCUUGCUGUUGUUCAAUGGCGUGAAGCUGAUUCUUGGUUGGAUGAGCAUCUCCAAAAAUAGAUUUGAAACUUGACAACGUCGCUGAUGUCCGUUUCAAUCUUGUCUUGCUUUAUUAGAGAAGUUUUUACGGAAGUCAAAGGGAUGUUCACAAGUUGUUUCUCGUGUUAUUGAACUGAGUGGAGUUUCUUAUUCUGUUGUGCUGGGUUUAAGGGGAAAGCACGAUGUACGUAAUUCUGCCAAGCAAG